CGCAUAUCGAGGACGCAAUUGAGGCCUGGAAUGAUGUGUGCGCUGCCCUAGAAGCCUAUAUUUGGAUCUUUGUCUAAUAGGAUGUCCUUGCUUGUUGAAGGCUUUUUUUGACAAGUCAUCUACGAUCCGUCGAUUUGCUCGCUAGCUCAACCUUGACUCUGGCUCGACGAUGGCCUCACCAGCUCCCGUUCCGCACGUUCCCGCAUGGAAAAGGCUGGGAUUGAAGCUAAGAUUUGCAAAAGAACUACCUACUCAACCUGAUGCCGAUGACGGAAACCUUUCUAGUACGAUUGACAAUAACGAAACCGGGCUGGAGAAUCAUAUAAGGAAGAGGAAGUUGACUCCGGAACGGGAUAUCAGUUCAAAGAAGCAGAAACACGAAGACAAAUUAAGCGAAAAUGAAACCCCGAAUUUAGGAUUCUCUGACAAAAAAGACCAAAGGAAAAACAAGAAGUCUGCAUCAGGCGCAGAAGAGGCCUCUGAAGUUCAGAGACAGAAACCGUCGGAGUCAAAAGGCUCGGCAAGGAAGUCGGUGUCAUUCGCAGAAGGGACAAAGAAAGCAGAUGGCUCCCCAGAGCUGGAGCCCGAAUCCGAGUCCGAGCAAGCCCCGCUCACAUCAGACCAGAAAAGGGCAGAAAAACGGCAGAAAAGAGAGCAACGUUCAAAGAAUCACUCGGCUCAGAAUUCCAAUCCUAAAACCCCGUCCGCACCAUCAGACCGAAUCUUAGACUACCUUACUACCUACUAUAGCUCACGAUCAGAGUGGAAGUUCCAGAAAAACCGAGAAACGGUCAUUCUUAAAAAUGCUUUGUCCGUGGAUCGAAUACCAGGCAGCUAUAACCCGGCUUUAAGUACAUAUCUCACCAGUUUAAAAAGCGCUGCAGCAAAAUCUCGGGUCGCACAAUCGGCCCUGGAGGCAAUUGAGGCGGAUGAGAAAAUCAAUGAGGAACAUAAUACAGAGUAUACGCAGGCCAUUACAUUACUCAGAGCACAAUUGGCUGAAUUGGGCCAAAAUAUCCCCGAAGCCGAAGCCGAUGCCCAGCAAGGUUCUUUAAAUGAUGAUCAGCUCAAGAGAUUUGCGAGGAGAAAACGAGCAGAACUGGUCUAUUUUGCAGUAUCUGGUCAGAUUGCCAAAGAAACAAAGCCGUCUGUAUCGAAGGAAGAGGCGAAGCCGAGCGUAAAACGCAAACGAAAGACAAGAACUGCAAUGGUGGAAGAAGACUACACAAGCAGCAGUAGUGACAGCGACAACGACAGCGAAAGCAGUAGCGAAAGUGAAAACGAUGGAAGCGAUUCCUCGAGCUCUGAUACCAACCAGAAAGGGCUGCAGAAAAGCGAAAUUCUAUCCAGCUGGCCUCCAAGUGUGUCCGGUUCAUCUUCAUCUGAGCUGAGUUCGGAUUCCGAUACUACUUCUUCAGGUUCGGAUUCGGAUUCGGAUUCUGAUGUCACUUCAAAUUCAAGCUCAGAUUCUGAUUGAUAACUGACGAAGUGAUGCCAUUGAUGAUCCGGAUGAAACGUGAUAAUUGAGUGCUGCAAUAUAAUAUCCAUACAUUGCUGGUGUUUAGACUUAGACAUUCGCCCUCUCCAUAGGUAUGAAAAGAUACCCAGAUUGAUAUUGGGGCUGCAUUUAAAUAGUGAAUCACAUUGCAUAUCAAAAACACAUCAAGUUCCAUUAUCAUAACUAUCGUAUGAACGUGAAUAUUCGCCAGCACUAGGGUAUCUGAGGCAUCCGUCUCCCAUCUUUAAGCAAUAGCCUUGACUAUCAAGCCGUCGCCCCUUCUUUCCCCUUCUCCUUCUCCUUCUCCUUCUCGUCCCUCCUCUCCACUGACUCCGCGCCAGCCCUUCUCCUCUCCCUGUCUUUCCCCGACCCUCCCCCACCACCCCUUCGCCUUCGAACAACCUGGUACACAUCGUUGAAAUUCAUAACCACCCCCAAGAACCUCAUAUCCACAUCAGGCUGAUACGCCAAAUCGCUCAGGAGCGUAAUUAGUCUCGCCCUAAAUUCCGCUGAUAAGUCACUCAGUCGUGAGCGCAAAGAGGGCAGCAAAUAAUCUUCUCCUAUCAGGCCAGAGCUGAAAAAGGGAGAUGCCGUGUCCGCUAGGGGUGUGCCGUCCGUCGAGGAACGGAGUAUGCCACCGUUAUCGAGGGGUGAGUGGACAGUUUGCGAUCCAGAACCCGUUCCGGGUCGCCGAAGGAUAGAUCCAGACCGGCUAUGUUGGUUCGAAUGGAAGUCUCUUUCUGUCACGCCCCAUUGGCCUUGGGCGGUCCGGGUUUCAAUUUUUGCGUUAAAUUCUUGCCGCCGCGUGAACUCUGCGACAGAGAAGGAGUAUAAUCCGUCCACGGCGUCUUUAUAUGCAAGCAUGAUUUUGAGAAUUUGAUGAAGUUGAGCUAGAAACGAUUCUUCGCCUCGAUUACUCGAAGAACUGCCGCGGGAGGAUGAUGAGCCGAGGAGGCCCUUGUGGGUAAUAGAGUUGAGAUAUUUGGUAUGUGCUUCGAUGAGAUCGUCUAACGUACAUUCCGGCUUCGACAUUGCGACUUGCAAUUGGUCCCAACUGGCUUCGAUCACUUCGAAGAGUAUGUAGUAUUGAAGCUGGCAUAUAAAGUGUAUCAUCUCGGCGAUAACACAGCGAGCUCGUUUCCAGUCAGGGCCAACUUUAUCUUCCACGCUCCCUAAAACUCCUCUUGCGCCUGUCA
This is a messenger RNA of Coccidioides immitis RS, 2694 nucleotides long. RefSeq lists its product as uncharacterized. The record is from RefSeq and is a predicted model, not a curated record. Bases 170 to 1477 code for a protein of 435 amino acids. NCBI's taxonomy places the organism in Eukaryota, Fungi, Ascomycota, Eurotiomycetes, Onygenales, Onygenaceae. The transcript is spliced from 3 exons.